Saprolegnia parasitica CBS 223.65 is the source of this 848-nucleotide messenger RNA. RefSeq lists its product as hypothetical. NCBI's taxonomy places the organism in Eukaryota, Oomycota, Saprolegniomycetes, Saprolegniales, Saprolegniaceae. Gene Ontology annotation, molecular function: metal ion binding. Gene Ontology annotation, biological process: superoxide metabolic process. The transcript has a single exon. The record is from RefSeq and is a predicted model, not a curated record. The coding region runs from base 20 to 805 and encodes 261 amino acids.
UUUUUUCUUGCCACCAACGAUGGACACGAUUCUGGCACCGACGACGUUCCCGAUGACGCUGCCGCCAUCGCCACUGAAAGCGAGCGUAUACGAGUUUGACCCGGCGACCGCGGCGGGCGUCCAAGGGCAGAUCAUCGUGCACUACAAGAAGCACGGCGCUCGCAUCCACGCGCACUUGGAUCUGCGCAAGGCCAACUGGACGGCAUUGAGUGCGAACGACGCCAACUGCACGGGUCCCGUCGAUACCUUUGGCUGGCAUCUGCACACCAAGUGGGCGCAUUCGAACGCGACAUCGGCCUUUGGCGCUGGCUGCAGCCUCGCUGCUGCUGGCAACCACUACGACCCGGGCCUGGCCUGUGGCCUGAGCUCCGAGCACAAACUUGACAAAUGCGCAUCCAAGGUACCUAGCGUCACGUACAACUGCACGGCGGCGACGUACGCUCGUAACGCUUCGGCCUGCGAAGCCGGCGAUCUCUCAGGCAAGUUUGGUACCAUGGUCGCUCGCCACGGACACAUUCGCAAGACGUGGCACGACCGGCACUACCCGUCGUCAAGUGAGGUGACGCCGCAAUGGAACUUAAUGCUGCACGCGGUCUGCGGGUCGUCGACGCCGCGCUUUGUCUGCGCGAUCGCUGACAAUAGCAAAGCAUCGUGGCACCGCACGCACAAGGACGAUCUGAGCAAGGUCAACGUCGAUAUUGACAUUGACAAUGACGAUAUUGACGUUGACAUUGACAUUGACAUUGACGACGACGCGCGCCACGAUCAUCAUCGUCGUCACGGUUCGAGCCAUGGACAGCCGUAGCCUGAGUGUGUAACUUGAAUAUAUCUACAAAGCCCAGUCGCAA